UGUCACGUCAAGAUGGCAAACACCUGCGGGGCAGAGCCCGAUGCCGAGGACACAGCCGAGACUGAAGAUGCCAUCUACGAGGAGGUGAUGCCCUGCGACAGGAUGGAGCUGAGUCAGCGGCUGGCCGUGGAGGAGCUCAUCACCACUGAGGCCAGCUAUGUCCACAACAUCCAGCUCUGCGUGUUGGAAAUCCGGGCACACCUCCAGAAGAAGCAGCUGCCUGAUCUUGACCUGGAAGGACUCUUCUCUAACACUGAUGACAUCCUCCAUGUCUCCAGACGGUUCCUGAAGGGUCUUGAGGCCAUGGCCACCCAGAAGGACGAGCAGCUGCUCUGCAUCAGUGCCCUGUUCCAGGAUUUCAAGGAGGAGAUGGAGACCGUUUACAAGAUCUACUGUGCCAGCUACGAGCAUGCUCUUCUGCUGGUGGAGAGCUACCGCAAGGACCCCAGGCUGCAGGAGGAGAUUUUGGAGACUCUGAAUACAACAGUGCCUCACACGGGCGCAUCGGACCUCAGCUUCUUCCUGGUGAUGCCAGUGCAGAGGGUCACCAAAUACCCGCUGCUGCUGGGGAAGAUCCUGGAGAACACCCCUACCAGUGCCAGCGCCUACCCGGCCUUGCAGGCAGCCGUCCGCGCCAUGGCCCAGGUCAACGCCAACAUCAACGAGUACAAACGGCGCAGAGAAGUAGCAACCAAAUACAACAAGGCCGAGCACCUGACGCUGCGGGACCGCUUCGCACGCCUCAACACGCACUCCAUCGCCAAGAAGACCACACGGCUGAGCCGGCUCUUCAUGCAUGAGGCUGGCAUCGUGGCCAAGACAGAAGACAGGGAGUAUGAUGUCCUGGAAGAGAAGUUCCAGUGCGUGGUGUCCAGUGUGGCUGUGCUGAAGGAGAACGUGGCAUCCUACCUGGGCCAUUUAGAGGCGUUCCUGUUGCCCACCCCACACAAGUGUGAGCUGCAGAUCAAUGAGGGACCUGCCCAGCAGUACCACCGCUUUGCAGAAUACCUCCAUUGCACUGUUUUCCCAGAGUUUAAGCGACGGCUGGACAGGCUGGUCUGCCAGCCCCUCUGCAGCCUCUCAGACAUGCUGGUGGGGCCACAACAGCUGGUCAAGAAGCGCCUGGACAAACUGCUGGACUAUGAGGAGAUCCAGGAGCGGAAGAGCGAGAUGGGCAGCGUGACAUAUGAUGAGGAGGCAGCCAUGAACACCUACCUUGCCAUCAAUGCCCUGCUCGUGGCUGAGCUCCCGCGGUUCAACCAGGCGGCUCUGCAGCUCCUGCGGCAGAUACUGUGCUCCCUCAGCGCCCUGCAGCGGGACUUGGCUGCCCAGGUCCUGCACCGGGCCGAAGAGGAGCUAGAGCAGAUGCCCCAUGGCCACAUGCCUCUGCCUGGUUUCUGGCAGAUGGUGGAAGACACCUUGCAGCACUCUGGCGCUCAGCUCCGUACCUUCUGCCAGACGUUUGAGACAGUCACGCCGAGCCCUGUGACACAGCCUCUGAACCCUGCCGAGGAGCGGAAGGUCCUUUCCCUUGUGAGCAAGCACGGCCCAGACAAACUUUACCAAGUGACAAGCAACAUCAGUGGCAGCAAAGACUUGGACCUGACCUUGCAAAGGGGACAGAUUGUAGCUCUGCUGCAAAGUGUGGACACUAAGGGGAACACGAGCAGAUGGCUGGUGGAUGCUGGAGGUCCCCGAGGGUUUGUGCCUGCUGGAAAACUCCAGCCCUAUUGCCCGGUACAAAGCCAGCAGCCUGAGAUGCAGAUGCCACCCCUGGAGAGCAGCACAGAGAGAAGGCGACAUUCGUAUGUGUCACCUGAAGCUCCCAGGCCCCAGCUGGCCACCUUCACCCCAGCUUUUCAGGUGGUCGCUGGCUUCUCCUUCGCAGCCAGGAGCCCGCAGGAGGUGAGCCUCCAGGCGGGGCAGCCCGUGGUGGUGCUGGAGCCGCACGACAAGAAGGGGAGCAAGGAGUGGAGCCUGGUGGAGGUGAAUGGCCAGAGGGGCUACGUGCCCUCCAGCUACCUGGUGACCAUCCCCGUGCAGGAGCCCACGGGCUGGAGCUUGCCUGUGUGA
Gavia stellata (red-throated loon) is the source of this 2073-nucleotide messenger RNA. It is a transcript of the gene ARHGEF37, whose product is annotated as Rho guanine nucleotide exchange factor 37. The record is from RefSeq and is a predicted model, not a curated record. The transcript is spliced from 12 exons. Gene Ontology annotation, molecular function: guanyl-nucleotide exchange factor activity; protein binding. Gene Ontology annotation, cellular component: cytoplasm. Lineage: Eukaryota; Metazoa; Chordata; Aves; Gaviiformes; Gaviidae. Bases 13 to 2073 code for a protein of 686 amino acids.